AUGACGAGCGAUGACCAAUUUUUUCUAGAUUUCCUGUCGUCCAUCCCGCAUGACGUAAAGCGAUACUCGACGGAGGUGGCAGAAGCCAUCGAUCGCCACGUGGACUACGCUGCCACUGUGGUCAAAGACACAUUAACAGUCUAUUUUCCCUCUAUAGUAUACGGCAGUGCUCGCGAUGCUCGAUUAUUGCACCCCCCGAAACCGCGCUCAGUCCCGGAGCGAGUCUACGACUGGAUUUUGCGCAAUAGGGCAUGGACUGCCGCGAUAGUGGCAUUUUUCGGGACCGGUGGAGUUUUGUUACUGGGUAGUCGCGCGUUUGAUCAAAAGAAGCGAAGGGCUAGAAGGGCCGGAAAUGGGGCUCGAAAGGAAAUUGUCGUCAUCGCCGGAUCUCCUCAUGAGCCUAUGACGAGAGCAAUUGCAGAGGAUCUGGAGCGCCGUGGGUUUAUUGUUUAUGUCGUUGUUCAAACAGUGGAAGAAGAGCAUAUCAUUCAGACGCAAAAUCGAUCGGAUAUCCGAGCUUUGCAUCUCGACUUGACAACAACCCCCACCACACCGUCCGGAAUACAUCCAGCACUUCAUGGCAUCUAUUCCCUCAUAUCACAACCGCAAUCCCCCGCGCCUGGUAUCCAGCCGCAUACCUGCCACCUAAGUGGCUUAAUUAUACUACCUUCUCUAAACUAUCCCACCGGCCCAGUACCGACAAUCCCCGCAUCAAGCUGGGCAGAUACCGUCAACACACGACUCCUCUCACCAAUACUAAUCACUCAGAUGUUCAUGCCUCUCCUCACACACCGAAACCAUAGCAAUGCAAUCCUCUUUCUCUACCCCUCCAUCUCUUCCUCCCUCUCAGCUCCUUACGCUGGCCCCGAAGUCGCCGUCACCCGCGCUCUCUCCGGAUUCGCAACCUCAUUACGACAGGAACUUCGCCUGCUACAGUUUUCUAACGGCACACCAUGUAACACCGACGUAGUCGAAAUGCGACUCGGCAAUCUCGACCUCGGCUCGCAGUACCGCGUUUCCCAAGUCACCGGCACCGAAAUCCUCGCAUGGAGCCCGCAGCAACGGGCGCUAUACGGGCCAUCAUACAUGUCCAGCAUCGAGCAGCGACCUGUAGCAUCCAAUGGACCCAGCGCAAUCCGUGGCUCGCCAGGCCGCGCGUUGUACCACGCCGUCUUCGACAGUCUCACGCCUCCGCAAAAGUCUAUUUUCGGAAAGAAGAAGCGCAGAAAGGCUGUCGUGUUUGUGGGACGGGGAUCGCGCUCGUAUGGAAUCAUUGGAUACUGGAUUCCGGCCAGUAUCGUUGGGUUGAUGUUGGGCAAUGGGCAUGCUCUUAGCACGUCGGAUAGUGGAGCGAGCAGCGAGACUGGGUGGGAGAGGGUGUAG
This is a messenger RNA of Talaromyces proteolyticus, 1383 nucleotides long. RefSeq lists its product as uncharacterized. Bases 1 to 1383 code for a protein of 460 amino acids. The transcript has 4 exons. The record is from RefSeq and is a predicted model, not a curated record. NCBI's taxonomy places the organism in Eukaryota, Fungi, Ascomycota, Eurotiomycetes, Eurotiales, Trichocomaceae.